AUGAUUGUGACUCACAUGCUUCUUGUGAUUGCGUACGUUUUGAUCAUCGGCUCGGUUGAGUUGGUUUAUUUGAGUUCAGUUCUCUACAAGUUUGAUCAAGGUGGUUACCUACCACUCGCGUUCGCCCUCUUCUUGAUGACCAUUAUGUUCGUGUGGAACUACGUGUAUAGAAAGAAGUACCAUUUUGAGCUCGACCACAAGCUAUCACGCGAGGAGGUAAAGGGAAUUAUCGAGGACAUGGAUUCCCAUAGGCUCCCGGGCCUAGCAAUCUUCUACUCGGACAUGAAUUAUCGAGCACAUUCGUUCACGGAAUCCCUUCGAUUUUCAAACACUACGUGUCGAAUGUGCUCGCUUUCCACUCGGUUUUGGUCUUCGUGUCCUUCAAGUCAUUGCCGAUUAGUCGAGGAAAGGUUCCUUUUCCAAAGGGAGCUUCAAGUGUUCCGUUGUGUCGUGCGUUACGAGUACAAGGAUGUGAGGAAUGAGGAAGAGCUCUUUGAGAGAUUGUUGUUUGAGAGGCUAAAGGAGUUCAUUAGGGAGGAUUAUUGGCACAAUGUGAGGUCAAUUGAACAUAUGGGGAUGAGGGGGAGGUGCGGUGAGGAUGGGGGUGAUUUGGUGGGAGAAAUCGGGGAUUUGGAUCGGGUGUGGCGGUCCGCGGUGGUGCAUAUGGUGGGGGAGCACGAGGUGGUGGCGGCGAAAGGGGCGAAUAUUGGGAAGAGGGUUUUGAUAGAUUAUGCAUACAAUUUCUUGAAGAAGAACUUGAGGGUUUUUGAUAUUCCUCAGAAGAGGAUGCUUAAAGUUGGAAUGACAUAUGAGCUUUGA
This is a messenger RNA of Striga asiatica, 819 nucleotides long. NCBI's taxonomy places the organism in Eukaryota, Viridiplantae, Streptophyta, Magnoliopsida, Lamiales, Orobanchaceae. The record is from the annotation of a GenBank genome assembly.